Molecule: messenger RNA, 34219 nt
Organism: Porites lobata
Lineage: Eukaryota; Metazoa; Cnidaria; Anthozoa; Scleractinia; Poritidae
Source: the annotation of a GenBank genome assembly
AUAACAGACUGUUCAGAUCCCUUGGGACUCUCCACCAAUGAGAUAUCGGAUGACUCUUUAACUGCCACCACUUGGCAGCCAGGUAGAAGCGAUCCUUGGUAUGGCCGUUUAAACAACGAAUCACGACGCAGCUGGUGCUCUACCUUGCUCGACGUUAAUCAAUAUAUUCAGGUUGUAAAAUUUACUAAACACUUUUAACAAGGUUACAAGUAUGACGUGAAGCAUUUAGAAUAUGAACAGAUAUUUAUUCUUGCAGAGGUUCCUAAAAAGAAUGUGGCAUUCAUGGAGUAAUAUUUUUUUUCCUUAUGAUCUCAUCCGUUUCGUUUAGUUUUUGUCAGUACUUGGGCUAUUUUCUCUUCGCAUUUUAUUUGUAAACUCUUUCUACAUUUUCUUGAAUUCUUUACUGAUGCCAAAGUAGCCAGGCUGCCUGAUCGUGGAUAAUUCGCAAUAUACAACCAUUGAUAAUCUGUCCAUGUCAUUCUUUUUGUAUCAUUUUUGCCGGGUCACUUUAUUCAUUGCUCGUUAAUGAGAGGCAACGUAUUUGACAUGUAAGGUGGUGGUAUCUAUUUUUACGCUAGUUAAAGUUUUUUACAAUUUGAUUGCUUUAGGUCGAUUUAGGACCAAAACAGAGAAAAGUCACCGCGGUAGCAAGCCAAGGUAGUCAUAACUAUAAUGAAUGGGUAACCGAAUAUGAACUCUCGUACAGCUCCGAUGGUGGAACAUGGAAAUAUUACAAAGAUGGAAAUAAUCCUAAGGUACGUACAGGGCAUAUCCUAAACCUUCUUGCGUAAGUUAAAAGCUUCUCUUUCAUACUACACUUACCUAUAAUACGCCUACAGCGGGAACUUCAGUAAGGAUCCAUGCGUUUUUCAUGCUCAGAGUGUUAGCCUCCAACGCAGACGUUCUUAAGGAUAGGAUCGCGUGACGAAGCUCCAAGAAAGUCUGCGUGGGAGGUUAUGCUGGUGCCGCAUUUUGUAAUAGUAACUUUUUUAAAGUUUUUUUUUCUUUUCCGUUAAAAAUCCCUUCAAGUCUUAAAACGAUUUCACAUUGCUGUUCAUUAUUGCAAUCACGAUAACCUACUACAAAUUUUCAUCCCCAAUUUUAAUAUCUCUACCGUCGAAGCCGAGGCAAGAGGAAACGGCCAAGGGACGGGCAAAAUGUGCUCGCUAUAACGAGGUUUUGUUAUAUUGAGGUUCUUUUUCAUAUGUUUUACCAUUAUUGGGGUAAAGAAAAUAGUUUGUUAUACCUGGGACCUCGUUAUAAAGAGGUUCGUUACGUUCAAAAUCCACUGUAAGAGUGUUCACACAAUCAUUCAUGCUCAGAAAGAGACUUCGUACGUUGUAGUAUUGAUACCUAAAUCGAAGUGGAACCUCUUUCAGGUUUUUGGUGCAAAUAAAGAUCGCUUGACAGAGGUAAAGAAUCUCAUUGAUUACCCAUUUACCGCAGUGGUCUUGCGAUUUCACCCAACAGCCUGGAGUGGUGAUAUGUGUAUGAGGGUUGAAGUCUUUGGCUGCGAUGGUGAGUUUUUUAACUUAUUUUCGGUACAUUUACCACUCAAAAAAAGCCGGCCAUAGUUAUGAUCAUAAUAAUGAAAAAUAAUUACUUUAUUUGUCCUCGACAGUAAUUUAUGUCAAAGACUAGUGGGGCCGAGCAAACAUCUGAAAUAAACAAAUCACAAAAAAUCGACGAUAAAUUUAACAAAGUUAAGAAUCUCAGCUGGCUGGACGCAAGCAGUUGGCUAUUUACAAGCGCAGCAAAAGGGUUUGAACUCCUGACCAUAGGACUUGAACUUGGGGCCUACGGAUUGCAAGUCCAACGCUCUUCCUCCUCGGCCACGCUACGAUGAAGAAGAUAGCCCAAUUUUUGUUCUUGGAAAUGGUUGUCAUGUUCAUACAUGCCGAUGCGAUCAUCGGACCGCCUUACAUUUCUGGGCCGGGUUGUUCGAAGCUGGGUUAAGAUAACCCAGGGUUAGUGCGAAAUUUGAACUCAAAUAUGAGAGCUUAUAAAGCAAAUUCAGCUUAAUUCACUUUGCCUUCAAUUUGAUGAUUGGAUACUCUAAAAAGAAUAGAUAGAAUUAUCCGAUAGAGUGCUUUUGAUAGAAAGAAAAAGAAACCAGGGUUAAAAUUUAACCCCGGGCUAGCGCUAACCGGCGUUCGAACAACUGGGCCCUGGACGAUAAUACAACAUAUUUUAUCAGCUAGUUUUGGAAAUGAAUAUUAAGUAACUUUCUUGUCUGGAGUAGCUGAGCUGCAUACUUUGGUAGGAAUCACCCUUUAGCUUACGGCUCUUAUUGUUCAUUGACUUCCACAGUUUUCUCAGAUGCAAUGGGCGUAGAAAACGAGACCAUCAUUAAAGAUGAUUAUAUGGUGGCAUCCUACGGCACGUUGGCUUCAUAUAAGGCUUCAAAGGGACGGUUGAACCUUCCAGAGGCUUCCUGGGAGGCAACAGAUUACGGAGCCUCAUUCUUAGAAAUAACUUUUGGGAGGCAACUGAGUAUGAUUACAGCUGUAGCAACGCAAGGGAGUGGCAAACUGCAUAACUGGGUGAAGACGUACUUGCUGAGUUUCAGUACGUGGGGAGAUGAGUGGAUAGUAUAUACCGAAGAUGGCCACGCUAAAGUAAGGAAAGAUUUCUUGUUAGUUAGCUUUUGAUUUUACAAAUUCCUUUGUUGUGCUUGUGUAAUCCUAUUUAUGACCAUAGUGUAGUGAAUGUAAGUGAUAGUAUCAACCCCAUGCCUUACACUGUACCCUAGAUAAAUAGUUUCCAGUAAUCUAUUAUCCUGUUCACAGACUCUCUACUUUCGCGUAUGAAAAUGGAACCGUGGGGGAUAUAUUGACCGAGCGCUCUGUCGCGCACUCCCUCACUAGAUUGUAGGAAAAAAAAGACGAAAAACGUUCGAGGACAGGCUAGUAAUCUAGCUAUGGAGCAAACACAGCUGCCAAAAUUGCAAAGUACGUUAGCACUUAACAAUUUUGUUUUACUUUUAGGUGUUUAGUGGCAACCGUGAUCAGAACACAGUUGUCAAGCAUUAUCUCCGACAUAAUAUUACAGCAUUGAUGAUUCGAUUCUUGCCAAAGACCUAUUACAAUAGAAUAUCCAUGAGGGUCGAAGUAUAUGGAGAGAAAGGUAUAUUCCUGACUUGAUAAAAUUGAAGUGUGUUCAAUCUCUAGGGCUUUUUUAUGUAUUCUUUUUAUCCGUAAUUUGUCUAAUCGUCAAUCUAUCAAUUUUUUUUAUCAGAAAGACCUUAGAUUUAAAAUAACGAUUCCUCCUUGCUUUGUAGUAAGUGAAUUUCGACUGAUAGUCGGAAAGAUGAUAAAGGUUCCGGCUUUCUUUUUAGUAUUAGCAGCAAAAACAAUUUAUUUAUUUCAUAAUGGUAUUUGGAGGUUGAUUUGACUGUUAAUUGUGGAACUGCAUGUUUUUCCUUUUCCUGAUUACUGCAUGUUUGUCAAAUACAGUAAAACUAAACUUAUGAUUGACUUGUGAGAGAUAAGGGAGCAUUUUAACUGGAGACCAUUGCACUUUACUCUGCUCAAAAGAUGGAUAGCGCUAUCCACCGGAUAAAAAUUAGACCAAUAGCGUUGUCCAGUGGAUAGUGAUUUAUCCAGUGGAUAGCGCUAUUCACCUUUUGAACAACUGGCGCAAGGACGUUUUUAAUUCAACUCAUCGAUUGGUAAAUACGUCAUAAAAUGUGACCUUAGAAAUAAACUAAAAAACAUUAGCUUAAAAGAAAACAAAUGAACAAACAAACAAACAGAAAAACAGACAAAAUAAAAGAGACCGCAAAGAAAAGUUCGGAGGGACCAAGAUUAAACUCCAUUACAAGCUCGCAUGAGUAAAUCAGUGAUAGGUGACUGAGUGAAAAUCAGUAUACGUAGUAUAUUAUUAUUUAUGCUUCAUGUUCCUUUACAUAUGACGAAAGUUAUUGAUGUUGGCGGAGUCUCGCUUUGGGUGAGCUCUGUUUGCUGGGACACAAAAUAAUCACCAACCCAUUAUGGGAUAUUUUGGCCACGGGAGUGGCCGUUUAUUAAAUUAAAGCAUAUAAAGCUGGGAAAACCAGAUACACAAGAACAUUAUCCCAGCAAAGGUGAGGGCACACCCGCCACUCCCUAGGGUAAAAUAAAGCUAACGGGAGGGAAGGGAGGGAAAAAUGUCUCUGACUGUCUUGUAAUGCGAGGAAGAAGGCCUUGAGCCUCGCUUCUGUGACUUACAUGACCCGUGACAUAAAUGACACUUUCGUGACAAAUCACCCGGAUGACAGGAAACCCUCCUUUGCUGGUAGCUGGAGAAAUACAAUAAUGAUCAGUCACAUUAAGCAUAAAACCAUUUAUUUCUUUCAGAAAUAAAUCUCAUUUUUUUAUAUAAUUCCGUUUACCAUUUAUAUUUGUAAGUUUGUCAGGAACCAUUUGGCGCUGAAAGCGGAGAUUUACCCGCCAACAUGAGUUUCACUGCUUCAAGUCACGCUGGAGCAGGAAACGAACCGUGGGAAGGUCGCUUGAAUGGAAAGAAAGCUUGGUGUGCCGGCGACAAUGAUACUCAUCAAUAUCUUCAAAUAGACUUCGGAAGAAUCAAGACGAUCUCCAGCAUCGCUACUCAAGGCCACCCUACUCUCAGUCACUGGGUGACACAAUACGGCUUGUCAUAUAGUUCAGAUGGAAUAUUCUGGAGAAAAGCUGUUGGCGAAGACCAAUCAGUGGUAAUUGUUAAUGCUGUGAUUAUGCUUUUGCUUUACAUUAAAACCUACGUUAACUGAAUUCUUUUACACUAAGCAUUUUUAAUCCUUCCUGGUUUGUGAUCAACGCUUUCACGUUUCUCUAGUAAUGCACCACACUAACGUCCUCUAAUGAGACUUAUUCAAAGCUUUUAAAGGUUAAUUGUAUUUUUUACUGAGUUAGCACUAGUUUCUGACUAUAAAUGUAAAUGUGCAUGCGGGAAUAUGUAUGUAUGACCAUGUAUGUAUGUGCCAUAUGAAAUAUUUUGCAGACCCUCGAGGGUAAUUCGGGUGGAACCACAGUAAAUGAGGUAUCCCUAUACAAGCAUGUGUCGGUUAGAUUUCUCAGGUUUCUUCCAGUGCUCUGGAAUGUGGCCAUUUGCAUGAGGGUAGAGCUGUAUGGAUGCGAAGGCAAGUUAACUACUCCAUAGGAAUGGAACAAGUAAGCCAUUAACAUUUCAAGAAGAGAGUGUAGAUCCAAGGAACUAUGGCGUAUGGAUGUUGUAAAAAACUGGGUUAAGUCAACAUGCUUAGAACAGCAAACUCCCCUAAAGACUCAGAGUUGCUCCCCCAUCAAUGUUCUUUUAUUUUAGGAGGGCUUACUCAGCAGGAUCAAAGUGCUGUUGAGAGCUAGAGCCGGUUUCACGACGGUCAGCGUAGGAUAAAAGUAACUUUUUAAAGACCGUAAAUAUUAUUCCCAAACUGAUGCCGUUCGUCGGAGUAAUUUUGAAGGGGUUGGGCUGAAAACGUUUGCUUUUAAAUCGUUCAAGUUUACAGUGACUAACUGAGCUUUUGAGCUAAAUGUUUGUGAUGCAGUCUUGUUUUAAAAAUAACCAAUUUAUUCACCUGACGAGAGUCAUGUGCCUGAAUUCGUUUACAGCUAUUUAACAGGGAAACAUUUUAAAGAAUGUUUCCUCUCCCCUAAUGUUUCUUCCUGACUUAUCGUUUUCAGACUGCGCCUAUCCAAUUGGCCUAGAGAGAGGUGUUAUUCCAAACAAUGCCUUUUCAGCGUCGUCCUGGUACGAUGUAGAUCAUGAGCCUUCGCUGGCACGGCUAUACAGCAGAGAAGGCGAGGGAGCCUGGUGCGCACGGGAAAAUGACGGAGCCCAGUACCUUCAGGUUAAUCUCGGUCAAGUUCAAAUCAUAACAGGCGUUGCUACCCAGGGCAAAUAUGAGAUAUCUGAGUGGGCGAUAAGGUUUCGAGCAUGGGUGACAAACUUCAGUCUGUCCUUUAGUGACGAUCAAACGACUUGGACCAAUUAUGUUGAACAUGGAAACACGCCAAAGGUGAAAGAAAAGGAAGUAAUAGACUUAAGUUGGUUAAAAGGUUAAAGAAAUAUCAUUUUCAUUUUCGUCACUUAAAGAAGACUUGAGUGGGAAUGACCUUGACGUUCUCUGUUGUAGAUUAAAAACUGUUCAUAACUUUUUUGUCCUACAGAAGGGGUCAUAUCUUAUAUCAGUUAAUCCACUUAAACAUCAAACACUUAGAAAUUGUAAAACUGAAAUUAAAACAGAAGCUUUUAAGGUUAAUAAUAUAUCUCUGUCUACUGAUAACGGAGUUAUUUGCUUAUUGUUUCCUUGAUCAUUUGAUGGCCGGUAGUCUUUUGUUUUUGAUGACUUAACAUUACAGUGUAUGUGAUUUUUGUUUACGACGUCUUAACAUUAUCGGACAAUAUGAAAUUUCACUUUGUAUACUGUUCUCUUGGUGAUUUAGAAAUUGUGUUCAAGAUUUAAAGUGGGGACCCAAUAUUUUUAAAUUUUAGCCAAAUUCUCACCCUUUGAUGCAGUAGCUUGUGUAUUACACUCGAACGGGCAGCAAAAUGAAUUCCGGCCUUUGUCCUUCGUUUUUGAUUUUACUUUUUCUGGCAGAUUUGCCUCUUUUGCGGCCUUGCAAAAUAAAUUUGUACCUUUAAUCUCCAUAUGUGUAGAUUUUUGAAGGUAAUUCACGAAGCAGUCAAGUUGUGCGACGCACGCUUCUGAAGAGGAUAGUUUCAAGGUAUUUACGGUUCCUUCCAGUGACGUGGUUUGGCUGGACUUGUAUGAGAGUGGAGGUAUACGGAUGCAGAGGUACGAAACUGAUUAAAGACGGCCACACCUUUUGUUCAAUCUUUGGUAUUUGUAUAGCAAACAGAUUUUCAUUUCUCUUAAAGCCUUUUUGAUCAUCUUCACAUGGAGCACUGAGGAGAAAAGUCUUGACAGUGUGUUCUGUUGAACUCGCGUUUUGAUUGUACACAUAAACCUGACUGGUUGUAACAACGUACGAUGCAAUGAAAAAUUCCAUACCUUUUAAAAUGCAGUCUUAUGACUUGCUGUUUAUAAACGUAUCCGUUUCUCUGAUUGAUUGAAAAUCGUACCCUCGGUUUCUCUUUGAUCCUUUAACCUGAAGUUAAAGCAUUGACCGCUGAUCAAGAGCGACCGUGGACUCUUAGUGUUGGCGCCCUUCCUUGUUAAAUCGAGCACGAUUUGAUAAAAUGGUCGGUCUAUACAUGAUCGGUCGAUGGUCUAUGAUCGGACACUUUUAUUUGAAGACGGCCAGAGCCGUACCACACAGACACUCACAGGAAACUGGGAUAAAGGUCAGAUUUAACGCCUUUGUCGUCGUAAGCCCUCGCUUCGAAAAGAAAGUGCACAGAUUUUACCGGUGGUUCAAAAAUACAAGUGCAAGAAAAGUCUAGGAAAGGUUAGGCAAAAGAUCCAAGAAUACCGCUCUGAACUUAAAGAUCGUUGUUUCGUGGUCCUAAUUAAAUUAGGAAGGAAGCUUUUUAUUACUCAACCCAGAAUUAAAUUAAAUGGAGAAAGCAGUUCAUAUCAUUUUUCCAAGUUGUAAUAGUUUGGAAAGCUUUCCUAUAACUAAAUCAAUAUACUAUUUACAUGUGAUUGAUUACAUGAGAUUGAUUAACCUCCAUAUAACACAGCUGGCACACACAAGAAAAGUUUGAUCAAGAUUUCAUCAUAGACUGUUUUGCAGUUCUCUCUUCUGUAAUGCGAUUAUUUUCCAGACAGUGAGGGUAAUGUAUAAUAAUGUAACACAAUUACUAAACAUCAAGACGAUUUAUUUGGCAUAUAUGAUAACUCGAGAAUUUUUUAUGAUGAGAACGUCGGCAAGACGAGAAUUUUUCUAAUAAUGCGGUAGAUGCUCGUGGCAAGUGACGCCCUUAAAAUCUUGGGAGAAUAACUGAAAAUUAAAACACCGUUUUUGGCAUGGUAUCUGCAGAAAGUUUGGUCUUUACUUUUAGGCCUGCCACAAAUAAUUCAGUCCCGUUUCCCCUGUAAUGCUUGUCAAGGGGCGCGAUCCAUUCAACCAAAAUUCAGACCGGUCCGACCGGGAUAAGUGGUCCACCUCAAAAGGUGUACCAGUUUUUCCGAAACUUUUCUGGUUGGACCGAACCGAUCCAUUGCGUUUUGGACCGAAAUUUCCGGAAAUUUUGGUUGAAUGGAUCGCGCCCAUGUUCAGUCAAACUGACAAAUCGCGUAGCAACAAAAUGACCGUGAACAAGUCCUAAGAAAUGCAUUUGUAUUGCCUUUAUUGCCUUUAGCUUGUUCCAUCGCUCUUGGAAUGGAAGACAUUCACAUCCCAGACGAAUCUAUCCUAGCCUCUUCAUUCUAUGGUAGUGGUCACUCUUCGAAAAGCCGUCUUUUCAAAGAUCCUUUUGGGUGGAUACCAGCCCUCACAGAUCAGAACGCUUACCUUCAGAUAGAAGUUGGUAGCACAGAUCACGUGAUCACUGCGGUGGCGACACAAGGGUUUCGCAGUGAUGAAACAGCAGUGAUUAAAUUUCAGUUGUCGUUCUCAAAAGAUGGCCUGCACUGGUUGGAACACAAAGAAGAUGGCGAAGUCAGGGUAAUAUAAAAGAUCCUUUAGAAUACAUCAUGAUCUCUGACGAUGUCUGGGUCUCGUUAGCGCACAUCAAGUGUCCAGUGUUUCAGGCCAAACGUCGAACUUUUCAGCAGACAAACCAAACUUAGUGAGUUAAGUUCAUGAAAAGUUCGACGUCUGGCUCAGUUAAGUUCGUCUAAAUGAGAUUGGAUCGUCCAACACGUUCUAUCCGUCUGCUUAAGACGCAUACAAAGUGUGAAGUUCGACUGCGGGAAAAACAUCAGUCUUUAAUUGCGACGAACUCGACUAAUGAAUUAAAAAUCUCGAUGCAUGAUAAUGUAUAUUUAGCCGCGGUCGGUAGAACAUUAUUAGAACUGCUUUUUGGUCUGAUUCAGAUGAUUGGUUCGACGCUUCCUAAGUUCGACGUCUGACCCAAAAGACAAUUUUAACUUAAUUUAGGUGGAUCCAAAAUAGAGUUUGGUUCGUCUCAUGAAAAGUUCGACGUUUGGCCUAGGCCUUAACGAUGUAUGGUCUGGACUAAAUCAAUGAUUGAUUCCACAAUUAUUGAUUGAGGAAAUAUGUAAUAAUUUUUGUCACUGUAGAUGUUCGAGAGUAGCUUCAGCGCCAACACAGUCACAAAGCACUAUUUGAAGAAGAACGUCACUGCACGCUUUAUUCGGUUUUGGCCCAAACAGUGGCACAGAAAGCGGUACAUGAGAGUUGAGGUGUACGGAUGCAAAGGUAAGUGUUACGAAAACAUCAUCCUUUUUGAAAAGGGGGCUGUCACACUUAACUUUCGAUCAAGCGUUUUGGUUUUCUUCUUUCUUUUUUUCUAGAAGAACGGGAAAGAAAAGAAAAUUUGAUAGGCUCAAAAACCGUCGGUCGUCACUUUUAUUUAUAUGAUGGUGCAUUAUCAGCUGGAGCUUAAGUGUUAAUAUAAUUAUCCCACAAAAACGAAAAUUGGUAAAUCAGAAGGUCAGCGUUAGUUCACUGCCGGAGUCGGUUGUUUUAUUCAAAUACGAUUGCAGGAAUCCUGUAUUUUUCAGUACACCAAAUACCAGAAAUAUUCGGCCUAGACACCAAAAAAAUGCUCCAACACAUUUCUAUUGUUUCGUUUCAGUAGUUAUUGGAGCAACAGAUGAUAAAUGAUGAAAUGCCGCUGAAAAUUAACAUACGUUACAACAUCAUUACGUAACGAUUCAGUAAAUUUUUAUCAAAUAUAGAUUUGGUUCUAGCGACCAGGCACCGGUGUUCUAACGUUGGACAGCGCUAUCCACCGGGUAAAUCACUAUCCAGCCGAUACGUAUUAGGGAAACCAACUGCGCCAUCCGCUAUAGACAAAGAUUUAUCCAGUGCAUAGCGUCAUCCACCUUUUGGACAACUGGGCCCAAAUCGACAACUUUGUCUUAAAAAUUCAUUCAAUAAACUUCGUCCGUAUUUUAGGACGCCAGUUCUAGGCUAUGACAAUAUUGAUCUAUAAAAAGCUAUGAAAAAAUAAUAUUUAUCAUGACAGCCGUCUUUCUUAAUAGGUUGCCCCUGCAUCAUGGUUUUCUAGCGUUAUUAGAUAGAUUUAUUAUAGAUUUAUGAGGCUACUUUCACAGCAUUGCAAAGCGUCUGAAAUACUUUUAACUCUAUCUUUUAGUUUGUAAAAGGUCUAUUGACGUUUCAAACACGACUGCUGAAGUUAAUUAUCCUAUCAUGUCUACAUAUAAUGGUUCCGUUCUCACCCCAUGGCAAGGAAACCUUCGAUUAAACGACUUGUCCACAGUACCUGCUGCGUGGUGCGCUCCUAGCAAUGACUCAAAUAAGGUUCAGUUUCUGCAACUUGAUUUUCGUGUUGUCAAAGUUGUUCGUACAAUUGCUGUUCAAGCUCAUCCAACUGAGAACAAGUGGAUAAGGAGUUUUACCUUAAGCUCCAGUCUUGAUGGAAUAUUUUGGGAAGAAUACAAAGAAGAGGGAAAGUCGAAGGUAAUUUCACUCAUAGUAAAUGCAAUUUUGCUUAGUUAAAUGCAAAAAGACAGAAGCAUCUAGCUCUUUACUACAUCUUUGUAAAUUACUAGUGAUGCACUGAAAUUCUGGUGAAAAGCUAUGGUUUAUUAUAACGCCUUGGAUGGCUUAUUCAAUUUUCUUCUGUUUAGAUUUUUAAUGGGAGCACAGAUGGGACUUCUGUGGUCGCAAGAAAUAUCAAAUACCACCUUCGCGCUCGUUUCCUGCGUAUCUAUCCAAAGACCUGGCACAACUAUCCUUGUUUAAGGCUAGAGGUCUUCGCUAAAGAAGGUAUGGACAUGCAUCAUAGCCAGUGAGGAAUUAUUCCAUGGGAGGCUUGAAUCGAGCCUGUAACGAGUGUGUGAAAGUUUGUUUUCAAAUAAAUCAUGUAACUUUCUGCCUGAAAAACGUAACAAUACCUUUGUCCUGUGAUGUGGAAAGCUUUAUCAGGUGACUAAGAAAUUUUAACAAUGACCGCUACUCUUCACACAUGGAUACAGGCGACAAAAGUCUUAAGAGUCACUAUUCUUGGAGUCUUUUAGUUGGAGAAUGCUGUAUUUUCAAUUUAGGCAAUAGCUCAAAAUUUCUUGGCGGCCUUGUCUGUGCAUGCGGUUUAAUGGAAUUGUGUAAGGUGUCCGCGUGAAGAAAUGCUUAAAAUGUUUUCUAUUUCCAUUACAUCAAAACCAAAAUAGGGGCAAUCGUAAAAUUUAGCCACCGUUCUUUAAGCCCGUAUAAAUUACAUACAAAAGACGAGGGAAGGACCAAAAAUUCCAUCUUCCAAAGCACUUACUAUGCUAAUAAAAUCCGCUUCUUCCUGACAUGGUAUCAUUCCGUCCGACUUGAAAUGGCAGGAAUCUGAAAUGUAGCUGGUCCUGAAGUUAAUGGGUACGUACUACUUGCGAUCGAACGAAAAUCGCUUAAAUGAAAUAAAAGAUACACUCGAAUGAAGCAACAUUUUCGGCUCAUAAUUGAAUGACCUAACACCAACUGGAUCUGAGCACUAAUUUUCUGCCAGGCUGCAAAGUUCUAUUUAUGACUGAUUUUUGUCAACCUAGACACACAGAUUUUAAAAGAAUGUAGCCUGCAUAACAGCCUGCGAGACGUGGAAAGGAGAAAAACAAAGCGCCUGUUACCAGUCCAGUUCUGGCUCUUCCAACGUUCACUACAUGAACAUUGCGUUCCAGUUGGUUAAUUGAUGACGCGUUGUUCUGGCGUGUUUCUCUGGAACAAAAUAUCCGUCAAGUAUCAUGUUGUUUUGACGAUGCUGUUCGAGAAGCCUUUCCUUUAUUUCCAAAUGUUCCGGAAAUAAAAGAAAAACAAAAGAAAUGUUUAAAUUUAGAGUCUAAGAGGAAAUAUUUUCUUGGAUUUGUUCCAAAUAUGUUAGGAAAAAGCCUGAUUUACUAACUUUCUUGAAUUAAGUGUUGACAAGCCAGGGCCAAACACGACUCAUAAGCUCGUGACCUUGGAAUUUGUUUGGAAAACACGUUUCCCUCUUUUCUUUCUCACCACUGUAUUUGGACAUAACUGAACUUGGAUUCAGCAAAUCUUUCGCCGCACUGAGUCUUACAUUACUGAAGGUGAUUUUGCCCUCGCAGUUUUUCCUGUGUUUUGUACUGUUGUUGUUGUUUCUGGUGGACAGAAAGAUGACAAUGUUUGAGUAAUGGAUCGUAUUUUGAUUGGUCCUUUUGACAUCACCGCCGUCGGUGGGCGUAGUUGGGCGGAAGAGCCAGAACAUUGGACUGGUAACAGGCGCUUUAUUUUUCUCUGCCCCUGAUCUCGCGCUUCGCGCACCAUGCCUCGUUCGCCUCGCUUGGCUCAUAAAGCGCUUGUUAUGCAGGGUAACAAGAAUUGGAAGGACGUUGGACGCUGAAAUUUCUAUCCCCUCUUUACAUGAACCAUAAAUUGAAUCUGGCGAGCAUGCAAUUUUGUUAAUUUUUUGAAGGGCUUUCCUUUAAACGAAGUAAAACUAUGAACAAUAAAUUAUAAUGUGCUUGAACCAAGACUGAAAGUCUGCAAUGGCAUGCAAGUGAGUAAUGUAACCUUAUUGUAUUAUUACUUGUCAUUCCUUUUUUGAAAAAUUACCAUGAUAUUAUAGAAAAGUAUAACUAUAAGACCUGAACUACACAGAUUACGUGCUAUAGAUGGAUGUUAGUCACACUUUCACAGACCCUCCAUUACAAAAGUAAUCACAGAAGAUGGAAGCUUCUUUCCAUCACGAAUUUGCAAAAUACACUGUUGCAAGUAAAAAAUAAUUUUUUAAGACCAGUUGGGUAUUCAAACAUAAAAACAAAAUGACAAGCCCGAAACCCAAGAGUUAACUUUAUAAAGGCUACCACUGAAAGAACACAACAAAAGCUUGUCGGCAGCCAAAUGCACAUUCUCGAUCGGGCGAAUCUAAAGCCCCAUUCACAUCGAAGCUUAAACAUGUUUCAAAGCUGUUUAAUUAAGCACGGUUUGAAUUUUUUUCCUUCAUAAAAAACUCCUAACUAACUUAAAUGGAUUGCAAAUUUAGUGUAAAUUACAAAAGAUGUUGAAUUUCAUUUGAAUCCUGUGUGAAACACUGUGUCGCUGUGUUUUAUGAUAACUCGCAAUGUAUACUUGUUCUUAUUUUUGUUUUCUUUUCUUUUUUUGAUAUUAUACUGGAAUAAGACUGCACUGAUGAUCUGGGAAUGGAGAAUGGUUACAUAGCAGACGAAUUCGUCACAGCCUCAAGCGCCCUACGAGUGAAUAAUGAACCUUGGUUGGCCAGGUUACACAAUCAGUUGGGUGAGGGAGCUUGGUGUGCCGGGGUAAGAGAAAAUAUUUUUCUGUCGUAACACUUGAAAAGAUCACCGUUGCUUUGGCCACCCAAUAAAUUUCACCUUUCACAGGGAAAAAAUUAAAGUGAAAUGGUUUGGUAUUUCAUUGGUAGCUAUAAAACAAGUAGGACAUUACAUGACCACUCGAAGAUACGACAUUUCUCUUCAACUUUUGAGAAAUAAUUCACUGGUGGCCGCAGGGAACCAGUGAAAUAUUUUUCAACACUAGAAGAGAAAGCAUUUGUAUCUUCAAGCAGCUACGUAAUAUCCCCUAUAUAUGUCAAUGACUCUCACGAAGAUUAAAUAGCCACCAGAAGUGUACAUCUGUACAAACUGAAGUUUAAAACAAGUGAUUUGAAUUCUUUACACUGUAAAACGUAACAAUAAGAGCUGCCGACAUGAUAUUCUCGGUGCUUGCGACGGUCAAAGUGGCGUUUUAGUUGUAAAUGAAAACCUGUGUAAAGGUACAUGCAUCCUAUAAUUAUUUUAUUUAUAGUUAACCUAAGAAUGAAUGACAUACGAUGUUCAAGUGUCGCGUCUCACUGGUCUCUAAACCCCGCUCUCAUAAAUGGACUAUACGUUUGUACUUACUUUGCACAUAAGAAUCGUUGCUUCUCGUUGCUUCUCUGCUUAUAGAAAAACGACGAAAAACAGUUCUUACAAAUAGACCUUCUACAUCCCUAUCACGUGGCACGCGUAGCAACGCAAGGAAAAUUUCCAGUACCUGGGUGUAUUUCUUCGGAUGCUUGGGUGACAAGCUAUCUGUUGCGGUUCAGACAAGAUGAUACUGACUGGAAAAACUAUACCGAAGGGGGAGCAGUUAAGGUAGGUUGCUAAAUUGAUUGUGCGUUACCUGCAGCUACCACAGGAGUCUAGAACUGGACCGAAAUUGUUGGAACAAUGAUUUAAUUUUCGUACUUGUUUGUAACUUUGGCAUAACUUUGAAAAAGCAGUGCGUGCAGUUGAUGGUAUCUUCCGCUGCCCCACAUACACGUGUGCAUCAUUCCUGCCCAUAAGAUCCAGUGGACUACAUUUCUUCAAAAUCUUACUGAAGUGACAUCGAUAUUUUGCCCGGAUGAAAUGUCCAAAAUUUGCUAUAUUUUACACUUUCUAAUUCAUUCACCUACUCCAACUUACGUUCUUAACAUGCACACAAGCCGGGUUUAUUGUCAUUACCUAAUCAUCUCUCUUUUUUUUGUGAUGACAGCUUUUCCAAGGAAACGCGAACCAUUCAAGCGUGGUCACUAAUUAUUUGAAGGAUGGUGUGGUCGCUCGUUAUGUGCGUUUUUGCCCAGUGAACUGGUUCAACAGAAUUUGCAUGAGAGUGGAGAUUUACGGAUGCAAAGGUUGUGUCCCAAAUUUUUGCUUUGUUAAGACAUUAUAAUUGGAAAACGACAAACGACAACGAGCAAACAAGACACAAAACACAAAGAAACAAAUAAAGAAGCAAAACCAAGAAAGCAUUUAAUCUUACUUUAUUGAUCCCCGUAGCAAGAUCUGUUAUCCUUCCUUCUCCCCAUUCAAAGUUGUCAUUGCAACUAUUGGGGUCUUUGCAUCCUUAAUAUUUAAAACCAACUUAACUGGUAUUGACAGAUUUUAUAAUUACUUAGAAUAACAAAUAAGUAUUUUGUUAUCCACACGGUGAAUGAUGUCUACUUUAAAAAAAUAUUAAUAGCGUUUUUGUCGUUUGUUGCAGCCUUUUUUCAUCCUCUGGGUAUGGAAGACUACUCCAUACCCGAAACAAGCGUCAUAUCCAAAUGGAGUGGAAAAAUUAAUACUGCAAGGUUAAACGCUAUCAAUACAGCCUACUGUGCAGGUGUGUACAUAAUUGCAAUUAUGUUUUUCGUGUAAGUCCAUCUGUGCUCAGCGCUUGCCGCUAGUGUAACUGAUAGGGGCUCUCUUUAGAGUAAAUGAGGGAAGGAAACGGGCUAUCCAUAAUGACUUAUGAUUUGCACUAAAUGUUACAGCUCCUUUGCUUUGAGUUGCCACGUCUUCAUUUGUACAAAAGAGCCGAUAAAAAUGGGAAAAUUUAUUAAAAUUUACCUUAAGACUCGUUUUCAAAGCGAGUCCCGGUGCUUAUUGAAAAAAGCUGUUCUUUUAGAGGUAAAUUAUAGUGCGUUUUUAUAACAGUUACUCUCGUGGCCAGCAACUAUGCAAAUUUAUCGGAACAAAAGAAAGCGUUUACAUUAGAAAAGAGUUCAACUCCCUCAGGAUUGGUUUGGAACACCAAGAUGUCCACCGUGACGCCAUCUGAAAACACUGCAUACUAAAUCGAAAUAUUAUAGAGAGACCUGGGGUCAGUUAAAUAAAACUUUUACAAGUGUAAUUUACAAUUGUACCUUUUUUGAGUCUGAAAACAAUAGCUACACUUGUAAAAUGUACUGGUACAAGUUUUAAUAAAUUGACCCCUGGAAUAACUCAAACAUCGAGCAUUGCUUCAUAAAGUAUUAAAUGAUCCCAUUUCAGAGUGUUUAAAAUAUUUUCCCCGAAAUAAAUCGGCACUGUAUUUGUACCUCAAAGGAAAAUGAAAAUUGGCUCGAGAAAUCGGCAGGUGGUUAAUUCAAGUUUUCAAAAUAUUCAGUUGAAUAUUCAAAUAGUCAAAUUCUCAGUUGCCAUGGUAACGUCAAUGUUAAAGUACACAUCACGGAGACUUUAAAAUGUCGCUACCUUCGACAGUUUAGCUUGAAUGGUUUUGAAGUUUUUCAACUUUUUUGGUGAGGGGAGGCACUUAGUGAUCUCUUCUGGGGAUCAAAACAAUUUUAAUUCUUUGAUCUCUUUAUUGGAGUGACUUUGUGAUUGCACUGUCUUUUAAUCUCAGGACGAUCAGAAAUGUUUCUUCAGAUCGACUUGGGAUGUGGAUCAAAGACAGUUACCGCAAUUGCCACACAAGGACAUUACUCUUCAUGGGCUUUCGUUCAAGCUUACCUUCUGAUAUUUAGCAGGCGUGAAGGUGAAUGGUUUUACUACAAAGAGGGUGGCGUAAUUAAGGUAAUUAAAAAUUUAAAAAUAUUUGAACUUAAUAUUCAGUAGGCAUAUGUACGUAUGUAUGCCAAACUACCCAUGUUUACAAGAAACUGCUAAAUGCUUUUAAACGCCUACAGACUUAUGUCUUUAAGGCUUAAGUCCACGUGUGAAAAACGUGAAUAGAGAAAGUCAUCGUGAACGAUCUUUGGAGUGGUUAAAUUUGAAAAAGAAAACGGUAUCGUGUUGGUACCUUCCCUCUCAGAAACGGUGUCAAAAAAUUGUAGGCCCCUGAUGAAAUUUGUUUUAUAUCUUCAUAACUCUACAGGAGCAUUUUGUGUUUGGGUGCUGACACUAAGUAAUGACUUCAGCACAGAAUUGACCAAAAACAGCAAUAUCAACGUGACACAGCUCUUUUAAGAACAACUGAAAUAGGCUGACGCUUUGCACCAGAUUACCAAUCGUCAGUUUCAGCUGUACAGUAUUGUUAUUUUAUUAUACCUUAAAUGUCACGGGGUGGGCACGGUACUUUAUUUGACUUUUGAUCUAAUGGACCAGAAUUUGAUUGCCCUUGCCAUCAUGUUCUCGGUCUGGGUCGUAUAUAUUUAACAUUCGUAAUCCAUCUCGCCCAAAUGUUAGCCAAAAACGUAGUUCUUCUCCUAGCAUUUCGUCGUAUUUGUUAAUUUUUCUCUUCCGUCUCCUGUUAUUUUCGUUUAAUGGGCCUUCUUUUGCAAAUCUGUGCUCUACUAUGUGAUAAGUACCUUUGAUGCGAAUCGGUCUUGCGCGUGGACACUGAUUGGAACUCUUCACAGACUGAAGCAAAGGGUCUGCCGCAUCUGUAUUUUUAUUUAUUCCAUUUUAGCAUUUUGUUCUUAUUUAUGUUAAUUUUCAACUAGGGUUUCCAGGGUUUCAAUGUUUUUUCUUAGGUUUAUUUAGUAACACUUACCCUUCGUUAGGGGAUUUGACAAUUUGUAUCAUUAGGCAAAAUGUAAGAGCUGGGCGUGCCCUACUCCUUACGUCAAUGUAGUAAAAGCCGGCGUGUAAGAACCUACAUUUUUUUGAUAAUCUGGCCAAAAAAAUCUUGUACUUUGAGGCAGUAAUUGGCAAUUUAGGCUAAGUUGAUUCUUAAUUUCUAUGAUUGAGAUGCUUCUGUUGACCACCAGAAAACUAGGGUUUGCUCCUUAAAUAUACUGUAUUUAUUCAAAACUGUAUUAUGACCAGCCUACCCAACUGAUUACAAAAUGUAUACUGUUAUCUCUUUAACAAAAGCUUUUUGUUAAAAGAAAAAUGAAUGAAUGAAUAAAUGAAUAAAUUUAAUAUCAAUUUUUAAAAGUACAGUUGACUCCCGAUAACUCGAACCCUCGCUAACUCGAACCUCGCGCUAACCCGAACCAAAAUCGAUUUCCCCUGGAUUUCCGUCAUACAUUUACUGUAAUUUUACCCUUGGUAACUCGAACCCUCGAUAACUCGAAACUCCCGCUAACUCGAAGUAAUUUUUGUUUCCCCUCAGAUCAUUUCUAUAUAAUUUUACCCUCGAUAACUCGAACUAUGUUUUGAGCCCUUAAAAAGUUGGGAAAAAACAGUGUACUGCCUCCGAAACAUUGACUUUUGAAUUUCCCAUUGACGUGUUGUAGGCAUAUAGUUUACAAGUGGAUUGAUAGUGGAGGCUGAUGUUGUUUGUCACAAAUCUAACGUGAAAUAGCUUUACUUCUCAAAAAGUAAAAUGCAUGCUCUAUUUAGGCAAAGUUUUGUCACUUUACGUUCUGAGUUAUAAUCUAAAAGUAUCUUCCAAUUUUCACUCAACAUUUCUACAAUUAAAUGUGAUUAAAAUGCUCACUGUGCAGUAAAAACUGUUUUUUCCUUACUCCCGGCUAUUUUCUUCGAGCUCCCGAUAACUCGAACUCCCGAUAACUCGAACCUUUUUCGAUUUCCCUUGAAGGUUCGAGUUAUCGGGAGUCAACUGUACUUUCUUGUAAUAUGAAUUUGCAGUAUUAAAGUCAAACUCCUUGGGUAAAAUGUAUAUAACAAUUACUACCUGUACCCAACAUAUAAGAACCAGCUUGAUCUUGCUUAGCUAAACAGACUCUUAUAUUUUUGGUUACCAAAAGACAACUCUCUGCUUGCAGGUUUACUUACCAAACCAUACGUUUUUACACGUGGGUUUUUAUUGUAAUUAAUCUGGUGGGCAGAUUGCGAAUGAAAGACUUAACCUCUUUAACCCUAUUCAGACUGGGCUUUUUUGGUCAAUCUGUGACUGGAGGGGGGCUCCUCGGACCCCCCCUCUGUAUCUCUGGAACCAAUAAUGCUAGGGUCAUGAAAUUUACACACAAUGAUCAUCUCCGUACAAAGAAGCCCCACACCCAGUUUUGACUUGCCACGCCCAAUGAUGACGUCACAGUGACAUCAUAUUCCGAUUUUUCAAUGUUUCUUAUUAUUUUUCCACUUAGAGACGUAAAAUAUCAAUAAUAUUGGUAAAGUCAUCUCUUUGUUAUCCUUUCUUAUGAACUAGUAACAAGGAAACACUUGUACAGCGAGAAAAAGCGAUAGGAAGCAAUAAAAUUUAAAAUUUGAAAUGGUUGUCCGCCAUCUUGGAUCCGCCAUCUUUGAUCCACCAUCUUGGAUUUCCGUUUUUCUGUUAAAAUUAUAAUUUAAAGCAACAUUCAAAGGGGAAAAAGCUCAGAAUGUAUAAAAGAAGUAUCAAACUAAUGUUUAUUACCCAAACAAAUGACUUUGGAAGUGUUAUUUGGAAAAUAGAGCAGCAUAUUUGUCAAAGCAAAAAAGUGACAAAUUUUACCCCACCCCUCCCCCCCAAAUAUUCGAUGUUGCAACAUGUUGAUGUAAUUCCAAAACUAGUCCCAAGCAAAGACCAUUUUAACAACAAAAAGCACUAUAAGUGUAAAAACGCGAUCUUAAAAUAAAAAAAUUACCAUUUGUUAAAUUUUCCAAAACCUAUGUGUCAGAAACUGGUUGCUAUGGCAACACGAUUAAUCACAUGGACAUGGUAAUUAUACCAAAAUGUUCCUAGAUAAAUUUUAGGAAAAGUCAGAAAAUUUGAACGUCAUAGCUCUUUCGGUGUUGGAGUUAUCACGAUUUUGCCGGAGGGGGGGUUCGAAAAGCCCCCCCCCCCAGUCUGAAUAGGGUUAAGUAUUCACGAGUGUGUCCUGCAGCAGGUCCCUUACUUGUUAUAGAUGGCAUGUUUUCAAAACAAGUCAAAAGCAAGAUACGUAUUUGUAUUGUUUUCCCUUUUGAUUUUUGCAGGAGUUGCAAGGAAACACUUCGCCAAGUGAGACCAAGCUGAAUAUUCUACAAUAUCAAAUCCUUGCUAGACAUCUACGCUUGAUGAUGAACAAAUGGGUGGAUAAGGUCUGCGUAAGGAUGGAAGUAUACGGAUUCGAGAGUAAGUAAAGCCUUUGCAGAGUUUUCUGGGUAUAUACAUUAAGCUAUAGAUGUGUUUAAUAAAGGCCAAUACCUUUGACUUGAUAGACGUCGAUGCCCACUGGCAAUAUCCAGUGCAAACCGUUUGAGAAAAAGAACGCUGACUGGUCAACUAUAUCAUAUUCCCAUCCUUUCCAAGGUUCGUAAGUCAAACACAAAGAAUGAAAAAUGUAUUUCCCUUAACUAGGAGCAAGUUUUAUUUAACAACUUUUUGUUAAUUUCCUUAAGCUCGUACAACCCCGAUGAUUUCUUUCGGGUUGAACCCAAAUGUCAAUCUGACUUCAACAAGUUUUUUGGGCACUGGAAACGAGCCAUGGAUGGCACGACUGACUGUCGGACCUGGUGCCAAGGCCUGGUGUGCCGCGCCUUCAGACAUGAAGCCUUUCCUGCAAAUAGACCUGGGUCAGAUUGUGGUUGUUUCAAAAUUAGCCGUGGUGGGAAAAAGUGGUCAGGGUAUGGUGACGACGUUUACGUUGUCCUCAAGUGAAGAAGGGGGCUUUUGGCGAAUGUACAAGGAGGGUUCGCAGGAAAAGGUAAUAAUUGAUUAUAAUAUAACCAUUGUGUUAUUUUCUCGCCUUAAAAACGUCUAAAUACUAACAUAUUGAAUAACUAUAAAAUGACUGAAUAAAUGAUUAAAUAAUACCCAAACAUCUACCCUUUUAAUUUGAUUUCAAACUUUCCCUGGAAAUGGAACGACUGUGCACUCCUAAUGUUCCUCAUAAAAACCCCGUAUCAGUACGAAGUUGUCCUUAGCUACUUUUAAGUAUAUGUUGAAACAAAUGUAUCUCAAGUAUUAUGUGAUAAAAGUGGGCUAAUUAAUGUUACUAAAUAAUAAAUAAAAUAGUAAAGAAUGGACUGAUUGUUAAGUCUUUGAUAUGACUUUAGUUCAUUUGUCUACGAGCCAUUCCAAUUAAAACAAGGUGCUAGUAAGAUGGAAGACAUAAAACCAAAUAUUUUGCAUGAACUGGCGCCUCAUUUUCAUACUGACAGAUAAGACAUUACUUUAUGGCAAGGGCCAAAAGUGAGUAGAGCGUCGUCGUCUUAGCAUUUGCGUGGGCUUUUGAGACUUUUAUUUGGACAUCUUUUUAACCACCAUAACAUUAAGAACAAAAUUUCUCUUAAGAAAUUAGAACCCUGGGAAAAUUUGUCUUAAUGCAUCUUUCAAAGAUGCGAGUGACCAAGUUUCUUUAGGGUGUAACCCUUCUGAAUGCUUUUCCUUUCUUUCCUUUUAAAAAAAUAAUUUAGGAGUUUAUGGUAGGAGAAGAUUACACUAAGGCCUUCACUUUUGAGCUUCGUUUCAAAAUAAAAGCCAGGAUAUUUAGGCUCUAUCCUCUACAAUGGAUCACUUUUCCUUGCAUGUCUGUUGAGUUAUAUGGAUAUAAAGGCGAGUAUAACAUUUAUUGCUUUAUGUAAGAUAUUUUCUUGCAGUUAGUGUUAGACGCUUAGGAAGACAGAACCCUGGUUAUAUUGUUGCAAUUCACUGUUUAGAUUGCACGUGGCCCUUGGGACUAGCAGAGUGGAUGAUACCAAACGAAGCUAUGUCAGCAUCAAGCUCACUCGGUACCAACUACGCUCCGUGGAUGGGCAGACUUGGCGGCAGAGUGGGAGGCGGUGCGUGGUGUGCGAAAAGUAAUGAUAACACACAGUAUCUUCAGGUAGAUCUGGGUUACUUAGCCAAGAUACAAGGCCUUGCUAUUCAAGGAAAAGAGGGAGUGAGUAGACAUCCGACUCUUGAAGCGGCCUGGGUCAAGAGUUUUACGCUUUCUCACAGUGUAGAUGGAUUUUCAUGGACAAGUCAUAACGGCACGGAAGGUCCGAAGGUUUGUUCGAGAAUUAUGAAUACGUAUACGUCAAAGCACGAGCUGGAGUAAAACCAACCCGAAAACGGCUUUAUAGUCAAUACAUUUUUUGAACAUACAGUACUUUGAUAAAAGUGGCGGUAUUUGAUCAGGCUAAUCACGCUUCUGCUCUUUUCAUCACUUAUCACAAUGAGUUUUUGAAAUAAAGAUAAAUACACUACGCCAGUUAUGUCCAUACUGUUUGCAUUUCUUCAUUUUGUACAAUUCUGUUUGCAGGUAUUUCCAGGCAACACAAAUUCUCACGCGGCUAAUGUCCUUUCUUUGGAGGUAGUGAUUAUAGCCCGCCAUAUCAAAAUUAUUCCCCAAAGCUGGUAUAAUCGCAUAUGUUUACGCAUAGAACUCUACGGGUGUGAAGGUAUGUGUGCCUUUUAUUCAUAUGCUCUGCUCUGUAUUGUUGCACAAAGCAUGUGUACUUAGUGAGGGGUAUCAACGUAAAGUAGGCACAUAUCAUCAAGUGUAACUUUUUCUCAUCAGCUUUCUCAUGGCUUAGCUUUAUUAAGCACCAACUGGUUCUUCUGAUGGUAGAUCACGGAUAUGGUGAGCUGGGGAGGCUCGGGUGCAUAUCUGACCAUUUUAAUAGAUUCUGUAGAACGCUGGCAUGAUCCUAGUAGUCGUUGUGUUUAAAAUUUUGCCGUAGUUGAGACUAUUGCGUCAUCGAGGAGCUAAUGGGCUAAAAAGAAUGUCACCUCUUCUAAUCUCUCAUUGAAUGUUUGUCUUCCUGGAAGAGAUGUCACGAAAGACCCGUCCUUUGCUUUAAAGAUCAAGUUGCGAUGACCCUGUACAGUGUGGGAUCAAAGAAAAAGCGGCCGAAAAGAGUUGUGCGGAAAAGAUUGAGCGGAAGAGAAGAAAUUUCUGCGAUCCACUCGCAUCAAUCAAUGCGACCCUGCAACUACUACUAAUGACGACGAGGACGACAACGAUUGCAACUGCUGGAAGGGGACAUAAAAAGAACUACACUGCUGAUCGAAUACAAAUUAAGGGGCAUUUUCACCCCGGUGCUAUUUACCUCUCCUCUUAAUUUGAAAAAAAAAAUAUAUAAAGACUAGUUGGGAAGCAGCAAGCAGUGGUGCCUUCAAAUUUCGUAUUGCAGCUUUCCAGUGGCACGCCCUGUGCCACAAUCACGAUAGCGUUUUGCAAAUUGGUCUGUAAUUUGUAAAUAUAGAGACAGAGUGGAGACAGAGUGAGUAAUUUGUGGUAAAUGAAGUAAUUGCCAGUGGAAAAGAUAAUCUUGAUGAGUCUAACUGAUUCCAUUGAAAUAUUCAUUUCGUUUUCAGCAUGUGGGAACCCUUUGGGAAUGGAAACCUUCGACAUUCCAAAUUAUGCUCUUCUUGCGCCUGGUAUACAAAAUUAUGCUGAGGAGUUGCGUUUACGUGGGACAAAACCUUUACUUUUGGCCGAACGAGAAAAUGAGUUCGUUCAGGUGGAUCUUGGCACUGGCGGGAAAACCUUGUCUGCCUUAGUAAUCGAGGGAGAUGAAAGUAUCAAUAAUUGGAUUUCUAAGUUUGUUGUUAAUUACAGCAGGGAUGGUAAUGAAUUCUUUCCCUACAUGGAAAACGGUGUUUUGAAGGUAAGGCUAGAAUACGUAUGUAUACGGCUAGCCACAUACACUCUAACCUUUUACACUUUUUGAAAGACUUGGCGUGGAAUGAAAAAUUACAACAGUUUAUAUUGAGGAGUGCGUCAUUUGCAGGUCUAGCCUACCUCUUUAUCUGUUGUAAACGUUCAACUAGCAUAAGGAGAGAUUUCUUUUUUAAAUACGUUACGAUUAGAAGUUUUUAAUUCUAAAUAUUUAAGGUUGAUAAAAAUUAUUGUUAUUUUCGUUAUUAUUGUUAUUGUAAUUAUUAUUAUUAUCAUCAUCAUUAUUACUAAUUUAUUAUAUAAAUGGAAGGGCCUCAAGUGUAUUAGUGACAAUUUUAAAUGCCAUGUGUAAAUAAUGUCACUAUUUUUUCAGUGCCAGUCCCCUCUAUUCCAGUUCGUUCCAUUCCAUUUUAGUCUAUUCUUUUCGAUUCAGUUCGCUAUUUUCGCACUGCCCUGAUACACUGCGUCAGUCUAUCAAGUUUGCGUACCGGCCCAUUGCUUCCAAUUUCUCCUGUGUAUUCCUAUCGUCCUAAGAGAAAUUGAAAACAAUUAACGGACAAAAAUUUUGGGGUGCAAACAAAGCUACGUGUAUGUGGACAAAACAAGAGCGUUUUGUUCCACUGGGAAUUAAACUAUUCUUCAUAUAUAAAUUCUGUGAAGAAAAUUGUUCGUUUUGUCAGCCAGGAUUGGCCGUCUUGUCACCUGUUUGCAAACCAAGAAUAGGCUAUUUGUAGGAUGGCGUCAUUUUCCUACCACGACCACCGAUCAACCUCGUUUCCAAGAAGUCAUUGAAUCGAUAGUAUAUUGCUCACAUCUUCCAAAUUUGGUCAACGCCAGUUAGUUAUGAAGAAUUAAACGGGGGCUUUGAGCCGAUCAGAAAGGGUUAAUACUUAAAUGAAAAAUAAUGAUAAUUAUUCAUUCAAAAUACUUCUCCUUUUCUGAUUGGCUAAAAUCCCACGAAUAGAAAAAAAAAGGUUUAAAGACUUGUUUGCCGUGGAAAGUGCACUUAGCUUAUCCAGUUAGUUUGCAGGCACUCCACUCAAAUACUUGGAAACAAAUAAUUCAAAUGCAACAUAACAGAAUUCAAAACCCCAACAGGCAGGAGGCAACCAUGCAGUUGGCUAUUUACAAGCGUGGCCGAGGAACAAAUCCAACAAGUGGCCAGAGCGAGACUCGAACCCGGGACCGCCGAAUUGCGAAUCCAACGCGCUGACCACUCGGCCACGCUACCUUCUGCAUAAUUCAUCAUAACCAGCUACUCCUGACUAAAUUUGGAAGAUUUUUGCGACAUGUGAAAAAAGACGUCAGUUGUGCAGAAACCUGUACAGUUAACCGAGAAGACCUGGGGACGAGGUUGUGUUGUUUUGGUAGUGAGUACAAAAUGGCGGAAAAUUUCACUUGUUUCACGAGGAAGAAGUGGGCGAACUAUUGGCUAAAAACAUAGCAAGAAAAGCAAGAAUAAAACUCGACGGACGACAUCCGCUAUUAGGAGAAUAUUUGCAGGACUGAAAAACCCUUUAUUUCCUAAACUUGCUGAUAAACAUGCAAUUAAAGAUUAACUCAACAUCGAUGAAGGUGAGCAUGCUUUGGCUUGUUUUUAAACUAGGAAUUAUUUUGAAUGAAUAAUAAAACAAUUAAUGAAUUCGGCUUUCGUAUAAUCUGAACAAUUAUGGAGAUCUCGAAGGGCCCUCCUCCUCGAUCUCCAUAAUUCUUCAGAUGAUACUCAGCCUCAUCCAAUUAUUGUUAAUUAUUAUUUUUGUUAUCUUAACUUCCAGACAUUCCAUACCCCUUCGGAAAGUUUUGCGUCCCCAUAUAAGCACAGACUUGAGCAUAAUAUAACUGCCAGAUACAUCCGGGUGAUAGUAAAAGACUGGGUUGGUCGUCCAAGUAUCAGAUUGGAGCUUUAUGGUUGUGAAGGUAAUAAAAUACUGGUCGUAUUAUAUAAAUAAAUUGAUAAAUAAAUAACUGAAUAAAUUUAUUGAUUAAUAAUAAUAUUUCCAGAGAUCUGAAAGUUAAAAUCAUUAGGAAUUUGGGGGAACAUACCAAUAUUUCCUCAAUGAUGAAUAUUUUGAGAAGCUCAUAGAAUUACAAACUGUUUUUUUCCUUUCGCAGUGUCCUCAGAGUUGCACGGUUUCGGAAAUGAAAUUAUACCAGUUUCUUCUUCAUCUGCGUCGAGUAGUAAGCCUUCCCACGAACCGGAAAAGGCAAUGCUGUUAAGUGACGAGGGUUCAUGGUGCGCAGGUCAAAUACAGGUGAAUGAAUACCUGCAGCUUGACUUUGGAAUGACCAUGAUGCUCACCGGAAUUGCUUCACAAGGACACCAUAGCAGAGACGAAUACGUAACAAAGUACAGGCUGGACUACAGCGUUGACGGUUCAGUGUGGUUUCGAUACACCCACGCUUUUGAUUCGGAAUCCGAGCACAUUGAACUGGAAGCGAAUAAGGAUAGCAAGAGUGUAACAGUAAUUAAGUUCUUACACGAAAUUAAAGCACGCUAUUUGAGGAUCGUGGCAAAAACCUGGCACAAUGGAAUCUGUCUCAGAGUUAGAGUACUCGGAUUUAACGGUACGUGUUAAAGUACCUUAUGUACGAUAUUUUCUCUUUAAAUAGGGCUGUACUCUGGUGCAGUUACUGGCAGUAUCCGUUGUUUAGCAUAUCUAGAAUUAGUUUUGCCUAGUCCCUAGGCCUCAUUAUUCCGCGCGGCCAGUUGGUUUCGGGUCACGUGGUCCGAAAGAAGAAGUGGGACAAAAGAGAGACAUUAUAGCGGUUGCUUACAAGACCAAAGUGUCUCGUUUCAACGUUCAAAAUGCAUCGCUAAUAGACACAGAUGGGAAAGGACAGUUCAUAAGAAUGCUUAGUUUUCUUUUAUUAGACAAAGGAAGGCUUUUCUUUACAAAAUUGUCCUUCGAGGUAUUCGAAGUUUUCUUCACGCGGUGGAGCGCUUAGACUGUUUUGUAACGCAACCAGGCAGCGAAGUUUUUGAAGAAUCACAGGUACAUUUUGCACUCUACAGUCAAGAAAAUUACGUUUUUAAUUUAAAAUUAAGGAAAUUUAUGUUUUUAUAAAUAUUUCAUGGACGUUUUAUACAUUUUGAGAUCGGCUUGAGUUCCCCGACUUGAGAUUUAUAUUGAAUUUUGCCAUCAUUGUGCUCAGCCGAUUUUGCUUGCGUGAAUGGAUCCCUGAGCCAGUUAGUGUAACGCGAAUUGCUUUAAGGAUUAAUUUAUGGGUAUUUAUUUAAAUUUUCUCGAGAAAUAAUUUCUCUGUCUGUGGCUGUGUGUUCUUUCAAUGAUAACAUAAGCUCAAAACACGAUCCUGAGCUCGAGACUACAGCAUCCAAGUUGAAUUUUUAAAUGCUUAUUACUUCUGCGAAGAUUUAGGCAAGUUUUAUGGAAUUUUUACUUUUUUGUUAAGUUUUUGGGCACUUUUCGAUAGGCAGCUAAGGAAUUUUAUUUGAAAGUAUGUUUUUCUGAUUAUUCAAGACGUGCACUCUAAGUUUACUUCACAGAGGGUCACUAAAGUAUCGUUUUUACUUUGAAACUUCGCGCGGUCGUUUAAAUGGGUUAAGAGCUAAAAACUCCGAUGGUUCAAUUAGAAUGACAAGAUUGAAAGAGCAGAAAUCAAUCUUCACAGGAUUAUGAAUGACAUUCUGGUGCCUUUCAAAAAUGUUCCUCAAAAGUCGAUCUUCUGUUUCGCAAAUAUCCACAGGGGUUUCAAAAACAUAAUUUCCUGCCGUUCACAACAUCUUGAAGAGCUCCAGAAAGUCCAUCAAUUUCAAAAGCAACGCACGCAUGUGCAUUCUGUUUUUGUCUAGGCGUUUCCCGCCCGUUCGCCUCGGAUACGUCACCGAAGGAAAUUGACCGAGAAGGCCUGGGAAAACGCCGUACAGGGACUAGGAAAGAAUUAGUUUAAGUUUUUAUAUGUUCUGUGAGCUUUAAAAAUUACAACGAAGCAUAAACAGGUGCCUAGUAACCCUAAUGGGUUUAAUUAAAUCGGGUACAUUUUUUGGUGAUUUUGGUGAUUGAAAUAAUGGAGAGAUUUAGAAUCGUGGUUAUGGCAAACUGCAAACGUCAAAUUGAACUCGACAAUUUUUGAGAAUAGAAAAUGAGGAGAUCAAAAACUGUGCAAACUAAUAAUUCUUAUAGAUUAAACUGUCGAAGAACUACCCCAAGAUGUGUGAACAGUAAACGAGAGGAAAAGGGAAAACUCUGUCACUUGGUACAAAAGAGAUUCUUAAUAAAUCUCUCUUAAUUUGUUGAAAACACAAACAGCAGCGUUACAUCGAUUGUGACUUGAAGUUUGAGCAGGAAGGACGAACAUUUUUAUAGAAAAUAAAGCUAAAAGGCCAAAUAAAUGAUGAAAUAUAAUAUAAAAUAUUCGCUUUAAAAAAAGAGUUGAAGAGGGGAAAAAAUUUCGUUUGGAACAUCUCAAGGGCUAAUAAGCUAUAGUAGUCUGGACAACUCAAAACAUCAAAUACCCGCGUUAGAAGAACUUGAUUUUUUUUGCAGUUACCAUUAUAGAAUUGUUGUAUUUUACUUAAGGAAACGGCUCAAAUUAGAAGCAAGUAAAGAGCUUCAUCGAGCAUUAGUUUUAUUGUAUUAUCAGUUACUUUUUGUUUUUGUGUAGUUUGUGAUAGCGACUUGGGGAUAGAAACUUCAAAAAUCACCGAAUCGUCUAUAACAGCUUCCAGCAAUCUUGGAACAGGUUUUGAACCAGGGAACUCUCGCUACAAUCGCCAUCAAGGAAACGGCGCAUGGUGCGCGCGUGAAAACAACGUGGAUGAGUACAUACAAGUAGACCUUGUUCGCGCUCACGUCAUUUCACGCGUUGCAAUUCAGGAAAAGCUGAAAACUUCGCCUAAGGAUGGCGUAGGAGUUGCCUGGGUGACUAAGUUCGUAGUUGCUUACAGCCAAGAUGGAUUAAGCUGGUCAGACUACUCGGAAGGCAACACUGUCAAGGUCAUUAGUCAGUAGCAUUUGAACUUUCCUUUUUGACGGAAAAGCGUUAAAUCCUAAUGCAUAAAGUGUGGGUUUGAACGUAUAAUCGCUCCUGGGAUAUGUUAGCCGAGUUGUUCGAAGGGCACUAGUUAAUGUGGCAACUCACAUCUAAUUACCGUUAACCCACGAUUAGAGGCAAGGAUAUACGAGACGAUUUGCAACACAAAUUAAGGCAAUAAUGUAAUGUUGGAACAAUGUCGUAAAAAUGGGAAACAAUGUAGCAACGGCUUUUGACAACUUGGGCCUGGCUAAAUGUUAACAAGACAAACUGUGAAUUUUAGCGUCACAGUUAAUUACUUCCCUCACCUAAUUAAAAUACUGGCGGAGUGGCAUUAAUUUGCACCUUAUGGUUAAUUUGUUACUGAUUUUUGUACUCAUUGAUUUUGCUAGGUUUUUAUGGGUAAUAAAAGACACAGACUUGUUAACCAGAUACAGGCACGGUUUGUGCGCCUGAUUAUUAAGGAAUGGCACAAGCACAUCUGCCUCAGAAUGGAGCUAUAUGGUUGCCAAGGUAACACGUAGGAUGUAUCAAUUCUCUAGCUUUGCACUUCCAUGUGUAUCAGUUGCUGGUUUUUCACUGUCACGCCAUGAAAAAUAAGAAGGAAUCUAACCAAAAGAUAAAGUUUAGAAUAUGGAAAAAAGAAAGAAAAUAAGUACGCAAACAAACAGCCUCCUCCACAGCCUGCGUCGCAGACGUAAUUUAACCCCGGUUAGUAACGUCUGCGAAGCAGCAGCGAGAUCUUUACCUUGUUUUGGGCCCCAAACGGACUCGACGCAUUACCAGAAAUGCGUUUCGAAUUUCCUAUUAUUCUGAUUGGCAAAUCGACAAUGAAUUUUUUAGCAGGCCAAUCGUGGCGCGUAUUCAAAUCCUGGUACACAGGUGGGGACCCAGAAGAAGGAUUUCGGCGCUGUUUCGCAGACGGACUUAACCAGAGUUUAGUUUCCUCGGUGGUGCAGGCUACCUCGCCAAGCUCCAGGUCUGUGCGAUUUUUCUUAUCGAGAUACUGUGAGAAAUGCUUUGACCAAAGUCAGACUUAACAAAGUAUGGAGACGCCUUGUUGGUGUUCCUCUCUUCCUCUUGUUGCUAAAUUGACUUGAUAACAACAACAACAACAACAACAAAUGUAUCUAUUACUAACUACGCUAGCCACACACAACAAAAGCUGAUUUCCAGGUGGGCGAAGACAAGCAAAGAUUACAAUAAUGAAAGCAAUAUGUUCACUAUCAAAAUACAAAAUGGUACUAACUUUUAGAGAAUAAUUAAUUACGUAACAAUUUACACAAUACAACUAAUUUUAUAUUGGUGGGAGUUUUUGGAAAAUAAUCAAUAUAAGGUUUGAAAUAUAAUAUUUACACAUAAAAAUUAAAGAAUUAGAGCGAUCCAGCAGAAGGCAAAGAGACAAGUUUGCUUUUGAAUUCGAAAAGCGAUUGCACUACCUUAGAAAGUACCUCUUUUGCUCUUAUCCCAAUUAGUAUUUAGCUGCAACAUCUUUUCUUGUAUACGUUGUAUUAGACUGGAUUUCCAUAUGACUUUUCUAUUUUUGCAGCUUGCUUGAAUCCUCUCGGAAUGGAGAACUUCCAAAUUCCUCGUUCGUCCGUGACUAGUUCAUCCCAUUUUAGUAAACAUAAUGGAUACCGGGCGCGGCUGGGGUAUUACAGGAAAGAAAUGUGGUGUGCAUAUAAAAGGGACCUUACCAGUUAUCUACAGGUAAUUUUGCGUAUCAUAGGUUAUGUUCACACUACACUGGAUAGUAUAUUGCACCAGCAGGAAAAAAAUACCUGAUGGGGCUUCUGUUCACGGUGAUUUCGGCGCGAUUUCUGUAACGGAGCGAAGCUACACUGCACCCGCGGAGUAGAGUAGGGUAGAGUCACAUAUCGGAUAGGUCUUCAUGUACUGGUCAUUAGCCUGCGAAAACAUCCGUUUCUCCUCGCUCUUCACCGAUGGGGACGUUUCGCUAGGAGGAACGUCUGCGACUCAGCGACAGAAAUUCCAUACUGAUGACGCAAAUCAAUGUUUACAUAAUAAAUCCGAUAGUCAUGGGGUUCCAAAUACAAAUUUGUCCAAUUUUACGUGUCUUCUGGUCGAUUUUGGUUAAGUUUUGUGUUCAUCUGCCAACGAGCUCCAGCAAAACCCAAACGCUUUAUCUAGAGAAGAGUAUAUUCCACAAAUAUUGACUGUUUUGCUCUAGAUUCUUCGCGUUUACAUUUGACCUUUGUGGCCUUUUGUCUUUUGUCUGUCAUUCGUCAACAAUAGCUAAAACAAUGUAACUACUCCGUCGACCAAUCAGCGUUUCUGACCGGAUCCCGGACAGAUUUUACGUCAUCAGUACGGAAUUUCUGUCGCUGAGUCGCAGCCGUUCCUCCGCGCGAAACGUCCCCAGCGGCGAAGAGCGAGGAGAAACGGAUGUUUUCGCAGGCUAACGGGUCAUAUACUAUACCGGAUAGCUACUUUUCGUGUCAGCAGGAAAGGCUCUCCGAUACAGUGGGAACAUAGCCUUAAGGAACUGCUUUAUCUUUUCAAUGGACAAAAAAAAAUAAUGGAUUUGUACGCGCCAAUUUUGCUCAGGACAAAUACGAUGCACAAAAGUGCAAUCAGGGGCAAAGAUGGUAAAUGCCACAUUUUCCUCCUUAUUUACUUCCCUGUGUUAAUUAGUACUUUGUUAAUCAGUGCUUUAAAGGCCAGUUAUAUCAUUGUAUAUUUUAGGGUUUUUAGUGUAUCUUAUGUUCUUAAUCGAUACUAUUCAACCAGUGAGUUUUCCAUUUUUUUUAAUCAAGUAAGUGGGAUUCGGGAGGGUAUAUCUUUUAAGUAGUACUUCUUCUAUAUACGUUGUACAAUCCCGGAUAUAUUGAUUGUUAUUAUUGUGUUAUUUCUGCCGCGCUAGCGAGCAAGGUAGCAGCAGACCUAAUCCGUAAAGAGACAAAACUUUUCGAUGUCUACCCACAAUGCACUUUUUUACCACAAUUCCUUGCACACAAUGCCUUGACUUCGCAAUAUCAUCAUACCCAGCAUAUUUCGUACCGUUCCUCGUGUCAGCGAAAUGUGGUGUAGUUCAUCAAAUACUGAAUGAUAUUCAAAUGCAGAAUAAUAUUCAGACACAGGGGACACUAGACCCAGUCGGACUGGAUGUUCACUUUUUACUGUAUAUUUUUUAAAAUUUUAUUUGAACUUCUCAAGGUCAGCGCGAGCAUGUAACGUUAGGUUAUUGUUUCCAAUUUUUUGGAGCGUUGCAUUGCGCAUGCAUUUUUUCUGUUGCCUUUAUGUCUCUGAGGAGGAGGGAGCACAUGUAAUGUUUUAAACGUUACGUCUUUGUUUUGAAUUAUAUUUAAACGUUACAUUGCGCGUUCCUUUUUUCAGUUGCUUUUAAACGAUUAUUUGCGUCGCAUAGUUGUGUGACACUAAUUCAGCGCAGUGCAAUGUGGAGGCGAGGUAAGAUCCUUUUCUUCGUGGAGAGAAAAAGAGCGACAGAGACCUAGAGCGAGAGAUAUAAUAAAAGGGAGGCAUUUUUUGGUUGGAAGAACAACAUGAAAAUUUUGUAGCGGCGGUGACAAAACGAGAAAUGCUAGCGGUCACCAAUCAAAUGCAAGGUGAAAAUGAGCGGCAGUGAAAAAAAAAGAACGAAAACAUGUACGACAUUUCCUCUAUUAAAAGUCAGUGUAACUAGAAGUUUCGGAAGUUUCAUGUUGUAGUCGUGCAAAACAACGGCAAAGAAAUUUACAAAAAAAGUGUGCUGCGCGUGUGCAAAGUUGCUUGUUUGCUAAUUAGACCCAUUGUUGUUUUUUACCGUUCUCUGACGUUGCCUUCGCCGAUAAGUAUUACACGGUUUUAUAUUUUGUUUGAACGAACUAUAAACAUUAUCAAGAGCUUCGUUUUUAACCCUGGCUAAAUCUAUAUAUUAUUAUAUUGUUGCUCUCCCUGCUUUUGUUACAUUUGAUACACGAUAUUCCAUAAAAUUGUUUGAACUAACAGCGGCAGCACUCUUUUUAGGUACAAUAGUACGUUUGUAAUCUUUUUAAAUUAUUAUUUUUGUCAUGUAUUAAUUAUUGUUUUUAUCAUGCGUUCUCUACAUGAGCCUAUCCCACGCGGUGUUUUAUCGGGUAGAUAACCACGAGUUUAUUAAACGACUUCAAAAACAUUUCUGGAAAAGUUUGUCUCAAUAUAGAGUUUAUAACAAUGACGCUUUUGUGAACGUUGGAAAUUAGCAUACGCAAAAAAAGCAUUACGUAUGAAAUUAUUAUGCCAGAACUGAAUCAAAUCUAGCACGUGUUUCGACAUUUUCCAGUCUAAGAACGACACUAACCGAGAGGACAUGGCGUCUUGUUCCAAAGCUUUUCGGAAGCCUAAAGCCUAAAAGGAAGAGAGGAAGUUAAUCGAAAAUGGUACCCCAAAGUCAACAAGUGCAGUGAAGAAGUAAUCUGUGAAAACAUUAAUUUUUCUGGAGUGGCUGAAUGGUAGGUAAACAAGAAUCCAGUACUCGAGCCUUGCGUACUCACAAGUCUUGAGUGCAACGCUUGGACACUGCUAUAGCCAAUAUUACCGCUGAGAAAUCACUAGAAGUAUGAUUACAGACCGACCUUGAAUCCACUCACUCCCUUUACCAUUAAUUAUUAAAUGGGGAUUUCCGUUCGUUGCAGGUAGAUCUUGGUGAAGUUAAGACUAUUACUGCGUUUGCAACGCAAGGGAACACAGUUAGACAGAGAGAUGCUCGUCUUAGAGAGUACUACAUCCAAUACGGAGAUACUGGAACAGACUGGUUGAACUACACUUAUGAAGGACAGCGAAAGGCAAGAUGUUCUACCAUGUGUUGAAGUAAGCAUAUAGAGUGUUUUCACUCACGUGGCCAGCAUCUAUACAAAUUUAUUGGAAAAAAAGAAAGCGUUUACAUAAGAAAAGAGUACAAUUCCCAGAGGAUUGGUUUGGGACACCAACAUGGUCGCCGUGACGUCUAGUGAAAACACUCUAUAUCAUACGUCGCGGUUGCGCUCUUGAUGCAAGUUUGUACUUUGCAUUCACCGCUAUGUGGUAACCAACUUCAAUUUCCUCAGUACAAACGAUGAAAAACAAGUACAAAAUCCAUGAAUCAUUGUGAGCGCAGUUUGUCACCCAUGAUAUUAGUUUGUAAUCAAUUGGUGUAUACUCGUAAAAUUAAGAAAUGGUUUCACUUGCGUUUUGUCCAAAUUCUAAUAAUUUGGCCUUAAGUUAUUCCCUAAUUUCCCGAGAGGUUGCUUUAGGUAAUGACUCCCUCCAACCAUUCUAAUGAACCACCUCAACACGGACCUACUUCUUUGUUGUUUGUUAACUUCCCUAACUGCUUCCCCAAUUAUUACUCAUGAAUAGUGCGCUUUGCGUUUAUGCGCCAUCAAUUCAGUUGAAACAGUCUGAGUAAAAACCGGGCAUUUGACCGUCACUUGUGCCAGGGGAGUGGAGAAUUUGACUAUUGCCUGGGUGGGGCGAGGAAUUUAAACCAGAAAUGUAAAGUCUCCUUUGGCUGAUACCGGGUCUGACAACUCUGGUUCGAUAUAUGCAAUCUUUCUUAUAGUGAGAUGGAUGAGUUUAAAGGUAAAGAAAGAGCCUUUUUAAUUGAAUGGCUUGUUGUGCAUAGAGUUCAAAAGUUACAUGUAUUUUGAAGGCAUAACGUUUUAGAACAAGAUCAACUGUUUAUUUUUUUCUUGCGCAAUUGCUUAUCGCCAUCAUGUUAAGUCAGAAAAAUUACGUUAGUCUAUUUUUCGAAUUCCCAAUCUGCAAAACUUUUUUUCGUUGUGCAUGAGGGGCAUUUGACGACUUAAUUGCGCUUAAGUAAUCGGAAUCUGAAUGCGCCUAUUUUAAAAAAACUUCACAUGUCAUGCCCGGGGUUGCCCAGGAGAAAUGUUUAAGUUUCGAAUUGAUCGGUGCAUAACACACACGACAGUAUAACAUUCAUCAUUUAUUGGUGCAAUCAAAAUUGCAGAUAUUUCGUGGUUAUAAAACACAAGUGGACACGGUAAUGGAAUAUCUGCCUACGAACAUCACUGCAAGGUUUAUAAGGCUCCGUCCUACACACUGGUAUCUAUACAUCUGCACCAAACUGGAAAUUUACGGCUGUCAA